AUGAGUUCUGCAAUGAGCCAGUCCGGUGCCGACCCACAUCAACUCACGAUGAAGAGGGACCAAGAAGAAGCCUGUACUCACCGUGUAGCAGCGGCGGUCCGCGGUCAGGCUUCUUCCUCCUUCAGCCUCUCACCUCCACACAGGUCCUCUCCAAGUCAGCGUGGUGAUCUGUGCAUCCGGGGCAGACACGUUGUGCCCCUAAGACCGUCAGAGAACGAGGCUGAACGUGCUCAUUUACGUGCAGCUCUCACUUAUCCACAGGCGCCACGAUCACAGUCUCUGAGCGAGUGA
Molecule: messenger RNA, 291 nt
Organism: Knipowitschia caucasica
Lineage: Eukaryota; Metazoa; Chordata; Actinopteri; Gobiiformes; Gobiidae
Source: the annotation of a GenBank genome assembly